UCUGUAUCGUUCGUUGAUAUCUCACUCGUCGUAGCCAUAAUCGUGAUAAAAUUAAUAAUUUAAUGAUCGUUCGAGACGAAUCAUAAAUAUUUGUUAAAUAUUUUUAAGAGCUGUGAUUGAUUCGAUCUCUAGACCAAUAGAAACAUUCCAUUUGAAAAAAUCAAGAUGUUCAAAAUAUGCCAUAAUAAGUGAAGUAUAAAGCGCGGGUUUGUAACUAACCUUAGAUUUAAUUACAGACAAUAAACAUUUGAGUAAUAUUAUGGCUACUGAUAAUGAGAAAUCAACCAAUUUACCAUGGGUUGAAAAAUAUCGUCCUAAAAAGUUGGAAGAUCUCAUCUCUCAUGAAGAAAUACUAAAAACGAUUAGCAAAUUCAUAAAUGAAAAUCAACUCCCUCAUCUUCUACUUUAUGGACCGCCAGGAACAGGAAAAACAAGUACUAUAUUAGCUUGUGCUAGGAAACUUUACAAACCUGAGCAAUUUAAUUCUAUGGUAUUAGAAAUGAAUGCAUCCGAUGAUAGAGGAAUAGGUAUAGUCAGAGGACAAAUUUUAAAUUUUGCUAGUACAGGUACUAUGUACAGAUCUGGAUUUAAAUUAAUUAUUCUCGAUGAAGCUGACGCUAUGACCAAUGAUGCUCAAAAUGCUCUUAGGAGAAUUAUUGAAAAGUAUACGGAGAAUGUACGCUUUUGCAUUAUAUGUAAUUAUCUUGGCAAAAUUAUACCGGCUUUACAAUCAAGAUGUACCAAAUUUAGAUUUGGACCACUGCAAUCGGAACAAAUUUUACCAAGAUUAAAUGAGGUUAUAGAGCUGGAAAAUUUGAAAGUAAUGGAAGAUGGAAAGCAAGCAUUAAUGACGUUGUGCAAUGGCGAUAUGAGGAAAGUACUAAAUAUACUUCAGAGUACUUGGUUAGCUUUUGGAUCUGUCACAGAGGAAACGGUAUAUUCUUGCGUUGGACAUCCACUCCCAGUUGAUAUAAAAAAUAUUGCUAACUGGUUGCUAAAUGAAUCUUAUGAAUUAUCCUAUUGUAAAAUACAAGAUCUAAAAAUAAAGAAAGGACUCGCAUUGCAGGAUAUACUUACUGAAUUGCAUUUAUUUGUACAUAAAAUUGAGUUCCCAGAUUACAUACUCAUAGAUCUGAUAAUAAAAAUGGCUGAAAUCGAGAAAAGGGUAGCAGUUGGAUGUAGCGAGGCGAUACAAUUAAAUGCUCUAGUGGCAGCUUUUCAUCAAGCACGGGAGAUAAAUGUUUGAAAAGUAUGAAUCAUACAUACACACACAUUAUAUAUAUCCACGAAUUCAUUCAUAAGUUUUUCAGUUAAAAACUUUAUUCAUUUCAUAAACUGUAUAAAAGACAAUUAAUUUGAAUUGAAAAUAAAGGUCUUUUUUUGUAUAUUUUUUUCAAAUUUGGUGA
Molecule: messenger RNA, 1406 nt
Organism: Polistes canadensis
Lineage: Eukaryota; Metazoa; Arthropoda; Insecta; Hymenoptera; Vespidae
Gene: RfC3
Product: replication factor C subunit 5
Exons: 9
Coding region: 260-1246 (328 amino acids)
Biological process (GO): DNA repair; DNA-templated DNA replication
Cellular component (GO): nucleus; DNA replication factor C complex
Molecular function (GO): DNA binding; DNA clamp loader activity; ATP binding
Source: RefSeq, a predicted model, not a curated record